AUGAAAUCCGUGUCUCCUGUAUUUUGGGGCCUUUGGAGGGCCCCUCGGGCGCCCUUCGUGUGUAUUUUUACCAUACAUAGGGCCCCCUUCGCGACUUUAGGAGCUUUCACCACAAGUACCUGCACGCAAACUAACAUUUCCCACCGCAGCCACAACAGCAGCGGCAGCGGCAGCAGCAGCAGCGGCAGCAGCGACAGCAGCAGCAGCGACAGAUGCAGCAGCACCAGCAUUAGAAGCAGCACCUGCAGCAGCAGCAUAAAGAAGAUACGGGUUCCCGUCCUCAUUGUUGGAGGGGGCCCUGUGGGCCUGACUAUGGCGCUGCUGCUACAAAAAGGAGGUGUCCCAACUUUGCUGCUGGAGCAACAGGCAAAAGCCACCUGUCUCCCCAAAGCACAUUACAUCACGAACAGAUCUAUGGAAAUUUGGCGCCAGCUGGGCCACUUAGACCUCCGCGUCAGUGCACUUUCUCCUUGUCUGGACGACUGGAGAUCAUUCAUUUACACUACCCAGUUGAAUUGCAUUGAGAAGAACUACAUAGCGGCGGUUGACCACUUCAACGGUUUCGAAGAGGAAAGGCUCCCUGAUGGUUGCGUGACCUACAAGGAGACCGCUAGCCCUUGCCGCAUGACUCAGUUGUCGCAGAACCUGCUGCUUCCUCUUUUGUACAAAGAAGCAGAAGCACGGGCCUCGAAGGAGUGGGUUAGAGGCUUUGCACAAGGUGAAACGGCUGCGCAGGAGCGUAAGGAACAGCCCCACCUAAAAGUGCCACUGCACGGAAGCCAGCCAGGGGGCCCUCAUGGUGAAAUGAACAAUGGAAGGAACCGUUGUGAAGCAUACAUCCCUCAAGCAGCAGCAAGAGGACAAGAGCCGCAGCCAGCGGCCCUUGGCCUGCUGCUGAGUGCACAAUGGGAAGGAGCUACGCAGGAAAGCCGCAGCGGGAGCUCAGGGACCGACAGCCCCAGUGGUCCACUAACAUCCGUGGUGUGUGUGGGAGACAGCAAUGGUAGUGCGUCUCUCUGGGAGAUAACCAGCGACCUUGUUAUUGGUAGCGACGGAGCGGGGUCGAGAGUGCGAGAGUGGAGUGGCUCGCCGCUUGUUGGGGGCCCUCCCCUCCAGCACUUUUUAAACGUAACAUUUCGUUCUAACGAGCUUGUGGAGGCCAUCCAGCGCCAAGAUGAUGGUCCAGCAAGUAGUCCUUCAAGGAACUCUCAAACGAUCUCCGACAGCAGUUCCAGCCAAGGGGCCUGUCAACCAGAGGACAGUGUGUGGGGCCCGUCGUGGGGUUCUCCAAGGGGCCCUGGAUUCGAGUUUUUGCGCCGAUUCAAAAGUCGUGGCAUGCUGUAUUACGUGUUGGGUCCUCGGUGCAUAGGUGUCGUUGUUUGUCAUUGUUUCAAGACAGGCUUGUUCGUGGCUCACAUCCCUUUCUUCCCACUUAGUCGCGACGACAAGAUGGUGGAUUUGGGGACCACUGGAGACAAAAGACAGGCCGCCAACCUGAUCGAAAACCUAGCGGGAAGGCGCCUCAGGGACAUCCAAAUUCAGGACGUGAGGCCUUGGCAGAUGGUUGCAAAGGUGGCCGCCCGGUACUUGCCAUGCGGAUACAUUUCGAGAUCUACAGAAGGCAACUCCAAUCGUUCUGUAGAGGCUCUCUCUCCUUCAGGUCUGCAGACCGAGGAAGGCUUCGCGAGAGAGAAUGGUAUCUCCUGGGGACCCAUUAGGGGCCGUGUGCUUCUGGUAGGAGAUGCAGCACACUGCUUGCCUCCCGCAGGGGGCCUGGGAAUGAAUUUGGGCAUUGCGGAUUGUCUGAAUGCCGCCUGGAAGAUUGCCCAGAGCUACCAUCUCCGGCAAGGUCCGUUCGCGCCGCCGCAACAACGCCAGCAACAACAGCAGCAGCAAGAGCAGCAGCAAAAACAAACGGAUCCGGCAGGGAAGAUCUUGGGGAGCUAUGAAGAGGAACGCAGACUCGUGGCAGAGUACACCUGCGCCGUCGCCCGUCAAAAUUUUUCGUCUGGGCGGUGCAUUCCCGAAGUACUAGGACUGAAAUGGGAAGCUGCAGCAGCAGCAGCAAGGGCGCUGGCUGCAGCCUCUGAUGCUGCAGCAUCUACAAUAGCAACUGCAGCAGCAGCUAUGAGACUCAAGGGGAUAACGGAAGCGGCAGGAGACGCCUCAACACGAAUCGCCAAGAAGGCCUUUGAAUGCUUCAUGAGCAUUGGGAGGGUGCAGGCAGCCUUUCAAAUGGCGUUGGGGCCUCUUAGAACCAAAAUGCUGGAGACGAUUCGCGUGCUGCUAAGUAGCGAGGAGACGCAUCUGGGCCUCAGGUUCCAGGGUGUUGACAUGGGCUAUGCGUACACUAAGUCGGCCCUUAUGGGUGAACGCGAUGGGGGCCCCCCUACGCUGCAGGUGUCCGAGUCCCCCUGGCGACUGGUCCCUACGUCGUGGCUUGGAGCCCGCUUGCCCCAUGCUCCAGUGAAGGCCCUUCUUCACUACAGUGAAAAUGAACCCCCAGCAGCCUAUGAGCUGUCGACUGUGGAUCUGCCGGCCCUUGCAGUCCCUUCAUGCAGUUACUGUUUUCUCUUGCUUUCGGAAGCGCACGAGAGUCGUCUCUUUGCUGCGCUAAGCAAGUGGAGACAGAAACACAGAGCGGCAGCACCAGCAAGUGCCUUACCUCCUCCUCGGUACACAGCAGCAGAUUUCGUCUUCGGGAUUACGUGGACAUCAGAAUUCAUUGCUAAGACUGCUUCACCGCCUGGCUGGGCCCCUGGCCCCUUAGAACCUUUAAAACUCAAGCAAGACACACUUGCAGUGUUAGGAGCAGGGCCCCCAAAAGCUCGCCUCCCGUUUGGCUGGAGGCAUGUGACAAGCCCCCCAGAUGUUAAGAGCUCCUUCGCCUCAACUGUGCUGUCAACAGAGACUCAACAAACCAUCCAACCAGAAAAUCUUUUGCUGUUGUUGAGGCCGGAUGGCCACAUCGCAGCAAUGUGGAAUGCGCGAUCACUUCAAGAGGCGACACUGUUCAGCUAUCUCGACGGUUUAUUUUGA
Eimeria acervulina is the source of this 3039-nucleotide messenger RNA. Its product is annotated as FAD-depdendent monooxygenase, putative. The transcript has 8 exons. The record is from RefSeq and is a predicted model, not a curated record. NCBI's taxonomy places the organism in Eukaryota, Apicomplexa, Conoidasida, Eucoccidiorida, Eimeriidae. Bases 1 to 3039 code for a protein of 1012 amino acids. Gene Ontology annotation, molecular function: FAD binding.